Messenger RNA from Xylaria bambusicola, 1460 nucleotides. Its product is annotated as putative O-methyltransferase. The transcript has 6 exons. The record is from RefSeq and is a predicted model, not a curated record. Gene Ontology annotation, molecular function: O-methyltransferase activity. Bases 152 to 1423 code for a protein of 423 amino acids. Lineage: Eukaryota; Fungi; Ascomycota; Sordariomycetes; Xylariales; Xylariaceae.
UCUUAGUUCAACAUAGGCUCUACUUUAUAAGGCCAGUCCCUCCUAAGUUAUGUAGUUGGCCGUGUAGUUUCGAACCGAAUUGGCUCAAAGUCAUACUGAACACUAUCGCUCAUCAUACCACAUCACAUCGAGUAUUCUCUUCUGAGCUAUCAUGGCUGUCACGAAGCGUUCAUCUUUGGUCCUCGACACUGCUCGUCAGGCUCUUAGACAAGCUGAAAAACUUGUCCGCUAUCUCGAGGAGAAUGGUUUGGACGAACCAAAUUUUACUGCUUCCUCUCCUCCUCAUCCAGAGAACGACGAGUACGAUGCUAUCUGCACCAACUUGACUCAAGCUACUCAGGAUCUCACGCUUCUCGCUAAGGGGCCCUUGUCAUGGAUUCGCACGUUUUGCUGCUGCCACCAUGAUCUGGCCGCUUGGCAAGUUGCACUACGAUUCAAAUUCUUCACCACCGUACCUCUAGGCAAGUCUAUUUCUGUUAAAGAGAUGGCCUCUGUCGCAGGUAUGGACGAAGACCGACUUCGGCGCGUCAUGAAGUUCUUGACCACACAGCGGUGCUUCCAAGAACUUGAAGACGACAGGUUUGAGCACACUUCUUUAUCAGCCUACAUUGCUAAGAACAAGGAUAUUGAGCAAUGUUUUGCUUUCGAGGCGGACGAGAUGUUUGAAGCAUCUUCACUCACAGCAAGCUCAAUCCAAAAAGCGCCGUACACAUCCGAAGCAAAGGAUAGUGCGUUCAACCUAAGGUUUGGCACUUCACCAUAUACAUGGUACGCCGAGAACCCCGAGCGCGGGGCACGAUUCGCUUCAGCAAUGGCAGGAUAUGUUCAAAUGAACCGAGACACCACUGAGUUGCGCAGCCGGUUCCCUUGGGCUCAACUUGGGAAAACGAAGGUUGUCGAUGUUGGAGGCGGAAGCGGACAUGUCUCUAUCUAUCUAGCAGCUGAAUUCCCGAAUCUGAGCUUUCUUGUUCAAGACGUCAACACUGUGAUGCUUGAACAGGGUCCGAAGCGCGUAGACUACCCCCAGGUUCAAGAUCGAGUUUCCUUCAUGGAAUACAGCUUUUACGACCCCCAGCCUGUCACUGAUGCUGGGCUAUUCUUCCUCCGUCAGGUAAUUCACAAUUAUCCAGACGAUGUCUGUGUGAAGAUUUUCAAGUCAUUCGUUCCCGCAAUGGAGAGAGGCUCUCAAAGGCCGAAUCUGUUAAUUAAUGAUAUGCUCCUCCCUCCGCCUAACGUCGAGGCCAAAGUCGAAGAGCAUCACUUACGACAGAUUGACAUUCACAUGCUGAAUGGAUAUGCAGCCAAGCAACGAACUUUACUUGAGUUUGAAACUAUUCUAAAACAAGCGGAUCCGCGAUUUGAGGUUGUGAAGGUCCAUGGGAAAGGAGUCAUGGGUUUGAUCGAGGUACAACUGAAGCAUUGAGGCCGAAGCUAGAAUUUCCUGGAUAUAAGGAGCAGAG